CUUGGAGCAGUCCUCACCCUCCCCAUGCAAUUACGACGAGAUAAGCGCAGACGUCACUCCAGCUCAGACAUUUCGCAGUCUCCUCCCCUGAGGGAAAACCAAAUACCUCCAGCCCAAAUCAGGGCUGUUGAGGCCAAAUCUGCAAGAAGGUUGCAGGCGAGAUGGAAGGUUCCCUCUGCGCCUGAAAGCAGCCAGGUCCUCGGGUUGGGGGGACUCUUCAGCACAUCCUUCUCUGGACGACAAAAGAUCAUCACUGGCUACAAAAUAUAUGAAAACUGAAGUUUUUGUUCUUUUAGCUUUCGAAUUUACAUUUUUGGGAGCAGUGUGAUUCUUUCAAGUCUAGCAGUGCAUUAACACGGUCUGAGCGUUUCCGUUCCGCCCUCCUCGCUAAGACCACUAGCAGCGGCACCUCAGCGUGGGAGCAGAGGACUCCACCGCCCAACCCGGGUUAAAUCUGGGAGGCUCCUAAGAUGGCUGCAGCCGCUUCCAGGCACCUCCUCUUCCGCGGCUCCGCCCACCGCUACGUCCGCCUUCGCCCCGGAAGUGGAAGUCGUGCUGCGGUCAGAAGGCGGAACCGCUGCUGGGAGACGGCGGGAGCUCUAUCGCCAUGGCUGCCGGGCCGAUCUCCGAGCGGAACCAGGAUGCCACGGUGUAUGUGGGGGGCCUGGAUGAGAAGGUUAGUGAACCACUGCUGUGGGAACUGUUUCUCCAGGCUGGACCAGUAGUCAACACCCACAUGCCAAAGGAUAGAGUCACUGGCCAGCACCAAGGCUAUGGCUUUGUGGAAUUCUUGAGUGAGGAAGAUGCUGACUAUGCCAUUAAGAUCAUGAACAUGAUCAAACUCUAUGGGAAGCCAAUACGGGUGAACAAGGCAUCAGCCCACAACAAAAACCUGGAUGUAGGGGCCAACAUUUUCAUUGGGAACCUGGACCCUGAGAUUGAUGAGAAGUUGCUUUAUGAUACUUUCAGCGCCUUUGGGGUCAUCUUACAAACCCCCAAGAUUAUGCGGGACCCUGACACAGGCAACUCCAAAGGUUAUGCCUUUAUUAAUUUUGCUUCAUUUGAUGCUUCGGAUGCAGCAAUUGAAGCCAUGAAUGGGCAGUACCUCUGUAACCGCCCUAUCACCGUAUCUUAUGCCUUCAAGAAGGACUCCAAGGGUGAGCGCCAUGGCUCAGCAGCCGAACGACUUCUGGCAGCUCAGAACCCACUCUCCCAGGCUGACCGCCCUCAUCAGCUGUUUGCAGAUGCACCUCCUCCCCCCUCUGCCCCCAAUCCUGUGGUAUCAUCAUUGGGGUCUGGGCUUCCUCCACCAGGCAUGCCUCCUCCUGGCUCCUUCCCACCCCCAGUGCCACCUCCUGGAGCCCUCCCACCUGGGAUACCCCCAGCCAUGCCCCCACCACCUAUGCCUCCUGGAGCUGCAGGACAUGGCCCCCCAUCGGCAGGAACCCCAGGGGCAGGACAUCCUGGUCAUGGACACUCACAUCCUCACCCAUUCCCACCAGGUGGGAUGCCCCAUCCAGGGAUGUCUCAGAUGCAACUGGCACACCAUGGCCCUCAUGGCUUAGGACAUCCCCAUGCUGGACCCCCAGGCUCUGGGGGGCAGCCACCACCCCGACCACCACCUGGAAUGCCUCAUCCUGGACCUCCUCCAAUGGGCAUGCCCCCCCGAGGGCCUCCAUUCGGAUCUCCCAUGGGUCACCCAGGUCCUAUGCCUCCGCAUGGUAUGCGUGGACCUCCUCCACUGAUGCCCCCGCAUGGAUACACUGGCCCUCCACGACCCCCACCCUAUGGCUACCAGCGGGGGCCUCUCCCUCCACCCAGACCCACUCCCCGGCCACCAGUUCCCCCUCGAGGCCCGCUUCGAGGCCCUCUCCCUCAGUAAAUUCACAUUUUUCCUUCCUCCUGUUACAUCUUCCCAAUAUAUUUUCUAUUCCUUGGACCAAUCAGAGAUGCUGUAGCUUCUUGGGGCUAAGGUACUAAUCCCUUGCAGCACCCCCACCCCAUUCCCCUUUUUAAUGUAACUUUUUCCACAGGAGGUAUUUCUUUUUUAUGUUGGUCCUGAGUAUUUUGCAAAUGCAGAGAGAAAAUAAAACUAAACUGCUUGUUUA
This is a messenger RNA of Chlorocebus sabaeus (green monkey), 2108 nucleotides long. RefSeq names its product splicing factor 3b subunit 4 (gene SF3B4). Gene Ontology annotation, molecular function: RNA binding. NCBI's taxonomy places the organism in Eukaryota, Metazoa, Chordata, Mammalia, Primates, Cercopithecidae. The record is from RefSeq and is a predicted model, not a curated record. Gene Ontology annotation, cellular component: precatalytic spliceosome; nucleolus; U2 snRNP. Gene Ontology annotation, biological process: positive regulation of mRNA splicing, via spliceosome.